AUGGCUCGAAAUAGUGAAAAAGCUAUGACCACACUGGCACGAUGGCGGGCUGCACAAAUGGGACUCAAUCGAGAAAAGGAGCGCCGUCCUUACUUGUCUUCAGAAUGUGAUGAUCUACCUAAAGCAGAAAAAUGGCGACGACAAAUUAUUGGUGAAAUAUCUCGAAAAGUUGCACAAAUUCAGAAUGCUGGAUUGGGAGAAUUUAAACUCAGAGAUUUAAAUGAUGAAAUCAACAAAUUGCUCAGAGAGAAAGGUCAUUGGGAAGACCGUAUCAAAGAACUUGGUGGUCCUGAUUAUAAGCGUGUUGGUCCAAAAAUGUUAGAUCAUGAAGGAAAAGAAGUUCCAGGAAACAGAGGUUAUAAGUAUUUUGGUGCUGCCAAAGAACUACCUGGGGUAAGAGAACUCUUUGAACAAGAGCCUCCUUCUCAACCUCAAAAGACUCGAGCAGAUCUUAUGAAAGACAUAGAUGCAGAGUACUAUGGUUAUCGAGAUGAUGAUGAUGGCGUUCUUAUCCCGCUUGAACGUGAACAAGAAAAAAUUGCCAUUUCCAGAAAGAUAGAAGAAUGGAAAGAUUGCAAAGAGGCCAUUUUACGGGGUGAUGUUGUAGAGGACAUCAAGAAUGAUGAAGAAGGUGACAUCUACGCUGUUGAGGAAGCAUCUGAUUCUGAUACAGAAAUUGAAAGUGGAGGUGUAGAUAAAGAAAAUCAACAUUUCAUCGCUCAUGUACCUGUUCCAUCACAACAAGAGAUAGAAGAAGCAUUGGUACAACGGAAAAAAUUGGAGCUACUUGAAAAAUAUGCCAGUGUCUCAUUACAAGAAGAAGAAACAGAAGUUAAACAAAUGUUAGGAAUGUGA
This is a messenger RNA of Acanthosepion pharaonis, 855 nucleotides long. The record is from the annotation of a GenBank genome assembly. NCBI's taxonomy places the organism in Eukaryota, Metazoa, Mollusca, Cephalopoda, Sepiida, Sepiidae.